AACGCACAAGGCUGUAUUGUUUAUUUCGCUUACAGCCCACUUGUUACUAGGAUAUUUGACUAGGAAGUCUUAAACAUUCCACCAAUCCCAACCGUCAAAGUGGUGUACUUGUGAAGCGAACGUUCGACAAGUUCAGCCAUGUUGCAGUAGGUUAAGUGCAGAGGAGUGAAAUUGGUUGGCGAACGGUGACAAGCUUCUAUCAUCGACGAGAAAAAAAUUGCAAAUUAAAUACAUGAAAACGAAUGGAAUGACAUCGUUUGGGGCUCAUUGUUCUUACAACUUUUCAAGCGCCUUAACUGCGUCUUCAUCACUUACGGAAGAAUCAUAAACGUUGCGAAGAAUGCAGGAACCUUCUAUUAUCACUGUUAUGUUUAUGUUGAUUUUAUUGUCCGUACUUGGGACGAUUGGAAAUUCGCUCGUGCUUUGUAUUUAUUUCCGAAAGAAGAGUAAAUCAACCGCCCGAAUAUUCAUUAUGAGUCUUGCGAGUACAGAUUUGUUUACGUGCCUGUUUGUCAUGCCAUUUACGGUGAUAGUUGUAUAUCUACAAAAAAAUUUGAAAUACGACGUUGCUUGUAAAAUAUAUAUGUUUCUCAUAACGUGCAACAUUCCAUUUUCGUGUUUUUUAAUGUGCGCUAUAGCCAUUGACAGAUAUUUUAAAAUAUGUCACCCGUUCUGUCAUGUUUUUAAUAUCGUUUGUGCAAAAAUAAUUGUGGGUUGUCUUUUGGUGCUGGCCUCAACCUUCGGGAGUAUAACAGCGAUUUUACACGGCCAAGAACAUUACACUUUCAUUGAGGAAAUAAACAUCUCCGAGCUAUACGAACACAAGCAGAAUGGAUCUUAUAGUGAGGUGCUGGAUGGCUUCGAUUCUCAUAACGCAUCGACAUUAACGUUAGACUUGACCCAAUUGUAUGAAACAAAUUCUUCGUCGAUGGACCUAACCCAGAAUAACGCCAGCAGCCAUAGCACGAUUUCCCAAUAUAGCUAUUGCAAUCCAAGCUAUGUGUAUUUUAGCCCAGGGUUUGUAAGAGCAUAUCAACAAGUCUACGCGGGGACGUAUCUUCUUGCAUUCAUUGUUGUUUUCGUGCUCUAUGCGCUUAUCGUAAGGUCAAUACAUAAACACAGGGCGCAGCUAAGCAAGUGGAAACGAUCCAGCCUUUAUCCAUCUGAGAUUGCAAACGUCGAAACCCAGUUUAACUCAGUCACAAAAGUGGAUCCUCACACACAUCGGAGCUCCAACUGCAUUAACAAAGUUGAAGCCAUCGACAGCUAGGAUGAGUGUUUUCCGGAAAUACAGCAAGUUCGACGACUAGCAAAAUCGAAUCGGUGUGCGAUGUUAAUUAACCUGAACACACUUAUUGCUGAUAUUCGGACAAUGAUGAUGUUGUUUGUUGUCACAAUAGUGUUUUUUAUUGCUUUUUUACCAGCAUGGUUAAUGGCGUUUAAUAUUGUUAAUUAUAAUAAAGUAAUAUAUUACAUGUACUUCAUGUACAAUACAACGAACCCGUUCGUAUACGCAGUUAUAGACAAAGUAUUUAGAGACGCUCUUGUAAAACUUAUCAAAUGCCAAAUCAUGCCUAUUUUACGAUAAUUUUAGUUGAUUAAUUUUCAUUGAGGAGUGCUAUACUAUAUUAAAUCAGUCUAAGUUCAUCGUUGUGGGUGAAGACAUGUUUAUCGGGAAAGUGAUGCUAAAUGUUACGCCUUAAAAAUCCAUUUUAGCUGCACGUACUGUUGCAGGGUUCGCACAGACCUUGAAAAGUGCUUGAAAAUCAAGGUUUAUCUUGAAAACUGCUUAAAAACGAUCGGGAGUGCUUAAAAGUGCUUAUUUUCAACCAUAGCAUUGAAAAGUGCUUAGAACGUGCUUGAAUUUGAUUGGAAAAGUGCUUGAAAAACGGAUUAAAAUAUUUAAUUUCCGUGAGUCGGAAAUCGUAGUUUUUUUUCACGAUUUAUGACGGUUCCGAUCUGUUCACACUGGCAGGUACUGGAUCGGUACGGGUUGGUACAGUUUUAGGACGUAAGGAAGGCAACUACUACUAAUUUUCCGCCAAUUGGUCCACUUCGGUUUUUGUUGUACACAUUAUGCCAUUACGGUGCUGACAAGUUGAAAUAUGCCAGCGAAUAAGUGCAUUUUUCAGAAAGGGUGGCUUUUGAAGUACCCUUGGGUUGUUGACAAUGCCGAUUCUAAAGUCAAAGCAUCUUGUAAAGAACGCAGAACAGGUAUAGAGAUCGACAGUAUGGGAGAAUCGGCGUUGAAAAGUCACAUAAAAUGCAGUUUGUUUGUGAAGCAAAUUCAUUCGAUUAACCCAAUUCAUACAGACGUACUGCAAAAGACAAAAGACAAAAAAGUUGCAUGCACUUGACUGAUUGUCAAAUAAAUUAGAUGAUACUGUGAAGAAACUGCAAUCUUUUUAAAUGAGUGCAGACUCUCAGUCUGAACAUAUACAGUACACUAUUGCAUCUAUAACAGAUUUUACAUGUACAUAUGUUCCUGCUGUAGAAAUCACUUAAUAUAAGUAUAGUUUUAUAUUGCCGUUGCGAGAUUCUGUACAUUUGUAGUUUUCUAUUUUUACUUCAGAAUUAAUUUGUAUCAGAUGCAUAAUUGUCUUUAACAUUUUGUAGCAGCUAUAUUAUACCACUGGAAUAUCUGUUAUGAACAUUUAGAAUACAUAAUGAUAUUCAAUACAAAUAACUUUUUUUUGGUAUGUGUAAUGCCUUGGUCAAUUACUUUAUCAUAAUGAAAUAUCUUACUUUUGAUUAAACAGUUGUUACUGUAGCAGGGUAGUGCAGACAGAAUAAUAUAUUCAGUUGGUCCGACUAAACAAUUGCUUGAAUUUGGAUUUUUUCCCCUGAAAAGUGCUUAAAAAGUGCUUGAGUUUCAUUGGAGAAAAUCUGUAUGAACCCUGUGUUGUUUCAGAUAAUUGUGAACAUACUUGCAGUGAAAAUAGGUCGCCCACGACGCCCUGACACUAAUAGUUCCUUUACGGAUGUGUUGUAUCGAGAAAACGGACGAAUACAAUUGAAUAAUUAUUAUAUGUAUACAUGUAUGCGUUAUACUUCUACGCUUAGUGGACGUGAUAAUGUGCUUUGUAUAAUGCUUAAUUAUAAGUAGGUGUAUACACAAGUAAAAAUAUGGACGUUUCAUAUAUUAAAAGAAUAUCUUUAAUUUCUUUACUAAAUUAAGUAUUUGAUUUACUAAAUUAAGUAAUCAAACAUAACCUUUUUAAAAUAAUGGAAAUGUAUAUGCUUAACACAUCUUUAUUGCACCAUGGUUAUUUUGGUUACUUCUUGCUGCACUAUGUUUGU
Dreissena polymorpha is the source of this 3300-nucleotide messenger RNA. Its product is annotated as kappa-type opioid receptor-like. Gene Ontology annotation, cellular component: membrane. NCBI's taxonomy places the organism in Eukaryota, Metazoa, Mollusca, Bivalvia, Myida, Dreissenidae. The transcript has 3 exons. Gene Ontology annotation, molecular function: G protein-coupled peptide receptor activity. The record is from RefSeq and is a predicted model, not a curated record. Gene Ontology annotation, biological process: neuropeptide signaling pathway. The coding region runs from base 341 to 1270 and encodes 309 amino acids.